GAGAGGAGGGAGAGAGAAGAGAGGGAGAGAGAGAGAGAGAGAGAGAGAGAUAGAGAGAGAAGAGAGAGAGAGGAGAGAGAGAGAGAGAGAGAGAGAGAGAGAGAGAGAGAGAGAGAGAGA
Molecule: messenger RNA, 120 nt
Organism: Amphibalanus amphitrite
Lineage: Eukaryota; Metazoa; Arthropoda; Thecostraca; Balanomorpha; Balanidae
Exons: 2
Source: RefSeq, a predicted model, not a curated record